GUAACAGAUCAUGUUAUCGGUCCUCAAGGCUUACUCGCAACCAAAGCGCGCGUUCUUGUCACUAACAGCAUCUCGUACCUCAAGUAUUUCGAUCAACUUGUUUACCUGCGCCGCGGUAUUAUCUUGGACAGUGGCUCGUACGAUGAGUUGAUGUCGAAUCCGGAUAGUGAAGUGCGCAAGCUUGUUCACGGUCAUGCUACGAGCGGUUCCAACUCUGGAACGACCACACCUGGACGGUCCAGCGGCAUGUCCACUCCCACUACAAGCGAGGGGGACAUGCAAGCCACCCUUGUUGGAGAACUUGAAUCUGUAUCAGAGAAGGUAUCGCGUAGAGAAAGUUUCACAAAAGCUGUCCUCGCUAUGCCGCCCAAGCUGCGCGACGCGUCUUCCGAUGGCAUCACGAAAGAGCACAGUGAGCAGGGCCGCGUCAAGAUGGAAGUGUACUCGCAGUACCUCCAAGCAGCGUCGAAAAAAGGGCUUUGGGGCGAGCAUAACCGCGAGAUGGGUGCCAACGCGGGAUUGACCGACAAGUAUUUCCUGGGAUAUGGUCUGUCCAAUUUGAUGGCCAUUUGCUUAGGCGCAUGUGCUGCGCUUCUGAUUUGGGUUUUCUGCUCGCUUCGGAGCUCAAAGCACCUUCAUGAUUCGAUGCUGCAUUCGGUCAUGCGUGCGCCCCUCAGCUUUUUUGAGACAACGCCAACGGGACGUAUCUUGAACUUGUUUUCUCGUGAUACAUAUGUUGUCGAUCAAAUACUGGCGCGAGUGAUCCAAAAUCUGAUACGCACAAGCGCGGUUUGCGCUUCUAUUUUAUUGGUCAUCGGGUUCAGCUUCCCGCCCUUCUUGAUCGCCGUCGUUCCUCUGGCAUGGUUCUACUACAAGAUCACCGUGUACUAUCUCGCGACGUCACGGGAACUCAAGCGUCUGGAUGCGGUGUCCCGCUCACCCAUCUUUGCGUGGUUCUCGGAAUCCCUGGCUGGAAUUUCGACUAUCCGGGCGUACGAACAACAAGCCGUUUUCAUUGCGAACAAUGCUCGUCGUAUUGAUCGCAACCAGUUGUGCUACCUUCCUAGUACUGCCGUCAAUCGAUGGCUUGCAGUAAGAUUGGAGUUCGUUGGAGCAGUGAUCAUCUUCGUCACUGCUGUUUUGGCUGUCUCUGCCGUCAUGACCAGCAACGUUGAUGCAGGAUUGGUCGGUCUAGUUCUGUCAUAUGCUUUGAACACAACAGGUUCACUGAACUGGUUCGUCCGCUCCGCAAGUGAAGUAGAACAGAAUGUGGUUAGCGUCGAGCGUAUUGUCCACUACGCCAAAGACCUUGAGCCAGAAGCUCCUUACGAGAUCCCUGAGAAUAAGCCCAUCUCUGAGUGGCCCACAGCUGGGGAAGUUGAAUUCCGGGACUACUCAGCACGGUAUCGGCCCGGGCUUGAUCUAGUCCUCAAGGAUAUUUCCAUGACCAUAAAACCGAAAGAGAACAUCGGAAUAUGUGGCCGGACUGGGGCAGGGAAAUCAUCGCUUCUUCUUGCCCUCUUCCGGAUCAUCGAGCCUGCAUCCGGAGCUAUCUUCAUUGACAAAGUAGACAUUACCAAACUUGGCUUGCAUGACUUGCGGUCCGCGAUAUCCAUUGUUCCUCAAAACCCAGAUUUGUUUGAGGGACAUUGCGAGAGAACAUUGACCCUGUUGGCGAGCAUCAGGAUGUUGAUAUAUGGACUGCUCUGGAACAUGUCCGUCUUUGAAGCCCAUCUGAAGGCAUAUGUCGAUUCACUCCCUGGGGGACUAGAUGCUCCGGUUCAGGAGGCCGGAUCAUCACUUUCAGCAGGUCAGAGACAGCUCUUGUGUUUCGCGAGGGCGCUCUUGCGCAAGACUAAAGUGCUCGUCCUCGACGAAGCAACAUCUGCAGUUGACCUAGAUACCGACCGAGCGAUUCAAGAAAUUAUCCGGGGUCCAAUCUUCCGUGAUGUGACCAUUCUAACUAUUGCGAUGAUUCUUGUUCUAGAUGCUGGGAGGAUUGCAGAAUUUGAUACUCCAAAGAAGCUGCUGGAGAACAAGAGUUCUAUCUUUCCGUUCUAUGGCGAUGGAGGCUGGUCUAGCUCAGGUCCAGCUUGA
Suillus fuscotomentosus is the source of this 2097-nucleotide messenger RNA. Its product is annotated as P-loop containing nucleoside triphosphate hydrolase protein. The annotation marks the transcript as partial. Gene Ontology annotation, biological process: transmembrane transport. The transcript has 16 exons. The record is from RefSeq and is a predicted model, not a curated record. NCBI's taxonomy places the organism in Eukaryota, Fungi, Basidiomycota, Agaricomycetes, Boletales, Suillaceae. Gene Ontology annotation, cellular component: membrane. Gene Ontology annotation, molecular function: ABC-type transporter activity; ATP hydrolysis activity; ATP binding.